AAGUUGCCGUGGUGGUGUGGGGGUGUGUUUAGCGGUGUGGAGGCGGAGGUAGUGAAGGGGCGGGGCUGUGAAGGUAAGUCCCUGUCCCGCCCAUCCCAUCACCCUUCUCUAUAAAAACAUGUGACAUACUGUGAUGGCAUUACACUACAGCGGUGCAUCUCUGAGUUGAGCGACACGUGAGCUCGCGCAGCCUUUUCCUAAACAUAAUGCAAAGUCUGGUGUGCUCAAUGGUGGUGGUGGUGGCCAUGGCGAGCGUUGCAGUGCUUGCCGGCCCCCAGUACCACCCCAAGCCCACUUACGGCGCCCCUGUCUGUCACCCCUCCACUGUCAUCGUUACCAAGACUAAGACCCAAGAAGUGACGGAGACCCUCACGGAAGAAGUUGUCACUACCGAAACCAACACUGAGACAGAAACCGAGAUUGCCACUGAAACUCUGGUGGAGACUGAGGUCGUCCCGGUGACAGAGACCAUUCAAGUCACUGAGACCGAGACCGAGAUCGUUCCCACUACCCUCACCGACACCGAGACCGUCUUUUCCACCGUGGUCGAGACCGAGACGGAGAAUGUUUACGUGACUGAGACCGAGACCGAGGUGAAGAAGCAGUACCACACCGUGUGCCCGAAACCCUCCUACGGGUAAGCUACUGCAGGAGAAUGAGUGGUGGCGCGUCGAGAGCUGGGGAGGGAGAUUGAUUGGUAGAAAUGGAUUCAGAAGAGAGAAGACACAUGGAAUGAUGCUGCAAUUUACACUCGAGUGAAUGAAAUAUAUAGCAAUUAUGACAUUCCCCGUAACACUACGCAAUGCAACAACGCGAGGACUUCUGCCGUCAGAGUCGUCUUUCUUGUCACAUAUAUUCGUAAGCACUUUUCAGCGUGUGAGCUGUAUAUCAUUUGCACUAAUAUGCUUUGUUUUACUGUCAAAAUAAUAUGUCUUUAUUUUC
Messenger RNA from Scylla paramamosain (green mud crab), 942 nucleotides. RefSeq lists its product as uncharacterized. The transcript is spliced from 3 exons. The coding region runs from base 207 to 641 and encodes 144 amino acids. The record is from RefSeq and is a predicted model, not a curated record. NCBI's taxonomy places the organism in Eukaryota, Metazoa, Arthropoda, Malacostraca, Decapoda, Portunidae.